Messenger RNA from Cryptomeria japonica (Japanese cedar), 2022 nucleotides. Its product is annotated as DNA-directed RNA polymerase subunit beta''-like. The annotation marks the transcript as partial. The transcript has a single exon. Gene Ontology annotation, biological process: DNA-templated transcription. Lineage: Eukaryota; Viridiplantae; Streptophyta; Pinopsida; Cupressales; Cupressaceae. The record is from RefSeq and is a predicted model, not a curated record. Gene Ontology annotation, molecular function: DNA binding; DNA-directed RNA polymerase activity.
AUAUAUAUACGAACCCCUUUUACUUGCAAAAGUAUAUAUUGGAUUUGUCAAUUAUGUUAUGGUCGGAAUACUACUCAUAGCAACUUAAUCGAAUUAGGAGAAGCAGUCGGCAUUAUUGCAGGCCAAUCAAUUGGAGAACCGGGAACUCAACUAACACUAAGGACUUUUCAUACUAGUGGAGUAUUCACGGGUGAUAUUGCAGAACAUGUACGAGCCCCGUUCACCGGAAAAAUUGAAUUCAAUGAAAAUUUGGUUUAUCCCACCCAUACCCGUCAUGGGCAUCCUGCUUAUAUAUGUCAUAAUAGUUUAGACGUGACUAUCAAUAAUAAAUAUGAAGUACAAAACUUAACGAUUCCGCCAGAAAGUUUGCUAUUCAUUCAGAAUAAUCAACUCGUCGAAUCGGAACAAGUAAUUGCCAAGGUUCGUGCUAAAAGAUCCCCCUUUAAAGAAAAAGUAAAGAAACAUAUAUAUUCUGACUUGACAGGAGAAAUGCACCGGAGUAUCCCUAUGUCUAAUUUUAUAUUAGAGACAACUCAUUUAUGGGUAUUAUCGGGUAGUAUAUAUGAAUCCGUUGUAGUACCUUUUUCUUCAGAUCAAGAUCAAGUGGAUAUUCAAGAACUUCUUCUUGACAAACAUAAAUCACUUUCAAAUUAUUCGAUGGAUCAAGUGAAACACGAAUCAGUUGACUCAAACUGUUUUGAAAAAGGAAAAAAAAUCUUGAAUUAUUUCGAAACUGAUCGAACCAUACCUAACGAACAUAAAGACUCUAUCUAUUCCGCCAUUCUUUUUGAAAAUACCCAUAUGAGUGUAAAAAAGGAAAAAAAUAAACUCAUCGUACCAUUAUGGUGUGAUAAACAAUGGGGAAAGCGAAGAAUUCCUUGUCCUGAUUUCAUUUUUAGAAUACCCAGAGGACAAGGUAUUUUACUAAAUAAAAAGCACAUUUUUGCUUUUUUGAAUGACCCCCGUUCAAAAAUGAUAAAAUAUGGGAAUAUUCUCGGAGGUUAUUCAAUUGAAAAAAAAAGGAAUUCUCUUGAAAAUCAAUUAGACGGAGGGCCCAGAUUAAAAAUAAAAAAGACUUAUGCUUCUCUUAUUUCAGUAGGAACAAAUGAGAUCAUUAUCAAUAUGAUUCAAAUUAGCUUGCUGAAAUACCCUUUUUUCAAUAUCGCAAAAAGGGAAAAUAUAGCAAGUUCUCCAUUUUUGUUUCAUAACAAAUUAGGUCACACUAAUUUGAAUGAUCAAAGUAAAUUACUGAGUAAGGGAACUAUUCGUUCAUUACCUAAUGAGAAUAAAAAAGAUGAAUCUUUUACUAUUCUUUCUCCUUCUGAUUUUUUGCAAAUCGUUUUGUUUCAUGAUUUAAAAUGCUUGAAUACAGUAAAAAAGUUGGAUGCAAAUAAAAAAAGAAUUGAAUUGUUAGGUCUCCUGGGUCAUUUACAUAGUAUUGCUAAUCGUUUCCCAUACUCUCAUUUCAUGACUUAUAAAAAAGUGUUACUAACUGAACGUUCAAUUUCUAACAAUGACUCGAAUAAUUUCCAAUUAGCUAAAUGCUAUUUUAUGGACGAAAAGAGGGAAAUUUAUCAAUUUGAUUCAUGCAGGAAUAUUAUUUUCAAUUUCUUCAAUUUGAAUUUGUACUUUUGCCUAUCCAAUUUUUUGGAAAAAACAUUUCUAGUAGUCAGCCUUGGACAAUUUUGUUCCGAAAGUAUAUGGAUAUCCGAAGAUAAACAACUCCAAGGAUCUGGUCAAAUUGUAGUUGUUCAUGAGGAAUCUUUCGUCAUUAGAUUAGCUAAACCCUAUUUGGGUACUCGAGGAGCAACUCUUAAUAGUUAUUAUGGGAAAAUUCUUUACCAAGGAGAUACAUUAAUAACUCUGUUAUACGAAAGAUUAAAAUCCGAUGAUAUAAUUCAAGGUCUUCCUAAAGUUGAACAAUUGUCAGAAGCCCGCUCAAAUACUUCAAUAUCAAAAAAUCGAAAAAAAAGAUUUCAAAAAUUGAACAGAUACCUAGCAAUAUUUUUUGGAAACUUUUAG